This is a messenger RNA of Ceratina calcarata, 1801 nucleotides long. Its product is annotated as ran-specific GTPase-activating protein. The transcript has 4 exons. The record is from RefSeq and is a predicted model, not a curated record. Lineage: Eukaryota; Metazoa; Arthropoda; Insecta; Hymenoptera; Apidae. Gene Ontology annotation, molecular function: GTPase activator activity. The coding region runs from base 439 to 1203 and encodes 254 amino acids. Gene Ontology annotation, cellular component: nuclear pore; cytoplasm. Gene Ontology annotation, biological process: nucleocytoplasmic transport.
UAAUUAGUCGCGCAAUAAUGAUUAGAUUAAUAUAACAGCUUUUCAAACGAGCCAUUGAAUCGUAAAAGUUACAGCCAGCUCCCGUACUUUCGAAUACCAGAGGGAUCUAUUUGGUGUUGCACGCAUUCUGGUCGACCUUCAAACUCCCUAGAUCGUUCCGAGUUAUAUAUCUCAUUUCCUUAAUUUAAUUUACCUUAAAAAUUCGCAUAUCGUGCAUUUGUAAACGAUUUUAUUUCGAUUUUCAGUUCACUUUAUAAAAUUUCCCGGCACGUGUUUUACAUCAAAUAGGGAACGACGUGGGAACAGUUACCAUUUCAAAUUCGUACAAAUUAUCAUGGAGGUCUAUCACGUAAUAUCACGGUUUGCCAUCGGUCAGCUCGAAGUUGGCGGUAUUUGAUACAAGAGAUCGCAAAAUUGCUUCUAUAGAACUUUGAGAAAAUGAAGGUAAAUGGAGAUCAUGUCGAUGCACAAAGUGCUAAUUGUGAAACACAAGAAAACGAGGAGGAUGCAAACGAAGUGGAGCUUCAUUUUGAGCCAAUAGUGUCUUUACCAUUAAUAGAAGUAUCUACCAAUGAAGAAGAUGAAGUGGAAAUGAUUAAAUUGAGAGCAAAAUUGUAUCGCUAUGACUCUGCUAGUAAACCGGCAGAGUGGAAGGAGCGUGGUACAGGAGAGGUGAAAUUACUGAGGCAUAAAAUCAAAAACACAGUCAGAGUUGUGAUGCGUAGAGACAAGACCUAUAAAAUUUGUGCUAAUCAUUUUGUAACUCCCUGGAUGGAACUGAAACCUAAUUGUGGUAGCGACAAAGCAUGGGUGUGGAGCGUGCUUGCUGAUUAUGCGGAUGAACAGCUCAAACCAGAAUUACUUGCCAUAAGAUUUGCAAACGCAGAAAAUGCAACUGCCUGGAAGGAGGCGUUUGAGAAGGCUAAGGAAAUAGUCGGCUCAGAAUGUGAGAUAUAUGCUGGGAAAAAUAAUAUGGAAGAGAAACAUGUUGAGAGUGAUAGUGAACCUUCUAGUGUUGUAAGUUCUAGUGAAAGUACUGAUAACGAAGAUGAAGCGAAGAGGCAGACAGGAGAAGAGUCGAAAGACGAAAAUGAUGAAAUUGAAACUGCUGAGAAGAAGCAGAUCAAGGACGGGGAGAACAUGGACAAAGUAUCUAAAGAUUUAGAACAGUUACAAGUUAAGGACGCAGAACAGAAAAAGUAAAGACCUAUAUGUCUAUAAGUUAGAGGUGAUAACUAAGUGCACAUUCCAACGUAAUCAUGUAUGCAUAUGCUUUGAUUUUUUUGAUGAUUGAUUUCGUCGUAGGGAAGUACAUAUUUUAGUGGCAUCUUUAAUAAGCAGAUGAAAGAAAUUGUAGUUCUAUGAGACAAUGUUUGUGCGAUCGUUACAUGUUAUCUGUGAUUUCUUAAUGGAGAAUACUUCUUUUUUAGUAUUUGUACCCCUUAACAGAAAUUCAUAUUCAAGUGAACGAUUUGAGAAAGUGAGAAAUUAUAGAAUUGUAAUUUCAUGAAAUUUUUUAAGAAUACACUCCACGCUUUGUUGUUCGGAUUGGUAAAAUAUUAAAUACAUUUAAGGCAUUAUCGAAGAUUAGAAACAGUGUCCUUCAGAUAUUUUAUUACAUUCAUACUUAUGAAAAUUAGUUUGAAACAUUGAAAUGUAUCGAGUGACAGUUUUAUCUGACACGUAUUAGCAUUUUAAAUUACAAGAGCCGCAAAAUAUUGGCAUCGAACCAAACAAUGGAUAUUCGAUUUUAAUAUCACGCUAUUUUUACAAAAUGUUUAAUAAAUUAUUGUUCGAUCAA